GGAGGGAAGAUGGCCUUGGGGUUCCAGAGGAGCUCCACGUCUGACGACGACUCUGGCUGUGCACUGGAGGAGUACACCUGGGUACCACCUGGACUCAGGCCCGAGCAGGUGCAGCUGUAUUUCUCCUGUCUGCCGGAGGACAAGGUCCCCUAUGUCAACAGUCCAGGGGAGAAGCACAGGAUUCGCCAGCUACUCUACCAGCUGCCCCCGCACGACAACGAGAUCCGGUACUGCCAGUCUCUGGGUGAGGAGGAGAAGCGUGAGCUGCACAUGUUCAGCACUCAGAGGAAGAAGGAGGCGCUGGGCAGAGGAACUCCCAAAGUCCUGCCCCGCACCCUGCAGCACACCAUCUGCCAGCACUGUGGCGAGGGCAUCGGUGGCGGCGAGAUGGCGGUGUUUGCGUCGCGUGCGGGCGCGGGCCCCUGUUGGCACCCGGCGUGUUUCUCGUGCUCCACGUGCCGCGAGCUGCUGGUGGACCUGAUCUACUUCUACCACCACGGCCAGGUCCACUGCGGACGCCACCACGCCGAGCUGCUCAAGCCACGCUGCUCCGCCUGCGAUGAGAUUAUUUUUGCAGACGAGUGUACGGAGGCCGAGGGCCGCCACUGGCACAUGAAACACUUCAUGUGUUUCGAGUGCGAGACAGUGCUGGGCGGUCAGCGCUACAUCAUGAAGGACGGACGGCCAUUCUGCUGCGGCUGCUUCGAGUCGCUCUACGCAGAGUACUGCGAGGCCUGCGGAGAGAACAUCGGCGUGGACCACGCCCAGAUGACGUACGAGGGCAUCCACUGGCACGCCACGGACAAGUGCUUCUGCUGCGCCCACUGCAAGUCCACGCUGCUGGGCUGCCCGUUCCUGCCCAAGGACGGCCGCAUCUACUGCUCCAAGGCCUGCAGCCAGGGCGAGGAGGUGCACCUGUCCGACUCCCCCGACUCGGCCUUCCAGUCGGCGCGCUCGCGCGAGUCCCGCCGGAGCGUCCGCGUGGGGAAGAGCAGCCGGCCCGGCGAGCAGGGCCACUACCGGACGCUGCCGGAC
Molecule: messenger RNA, 1035 nt
Organism: Sardina pilchardus (European sardine)
Lineage: Eukaryota; Metazoa; Chordata; Actinopteri; Clupeiformes; Clupeidae
Product: prickle-like protein 1
Exons: 6
Molecular function (GO): zinc ion binding
Source: RefSeq, a predicted model, not a curated record